Messenger RNA from Pelmatolapia mariae (spotted tilapia), 1500 nucleotides. RefSeq names its product solute carrier family 2 member 11, like (gene slc2a11l). The coding region runs from base 1 to 1500 and encodes 499 amino acids. Gene Ontology annotation, biological process: monosaccharide transmembrane transport. The transcript has 12 exons. NCBI's taxonomy places the organism in Eukaryota, Metazoa, Chordata, Actinopteri, Cichliformes, Cichlidae. Gene Ontology annotation, cellular component: plasma membrane. The record is from RefSeq and is a predicted model, not a curated record. Gene Ontology annotation, molecular function: hexose transmembrane transporter activity.
AUGAUACAGCACUUAGGACUCCUGGUAGGUUAUCCUGUUGUAUUUGCUGCCAUUUUUGUGUGUGGUAUCGGUGGGACAUUUCAUUAUGGAUACAGCGUGUCUGUGAUGACCUCCCCCUCUUUUUUUAUAAAGGAGCUGGUGAACCAAACAUGCGUGCAAAGAUACGGUCUCUCCCUGGAGCCAUGGCAGCUCUCACUCAUCUGGUCCUUCACAGUGUCUAUUUUCUGUGUUGGGGGUUUACUGGGAUCGCUAGCAGCUGGUUCACUAGUGUCAAAAUGCGGCAGAAAGCGAUGCCUUUUGUUAAACACUUUUGUGGCUAUACUUGGUGGUGUGUUGAUGCUCUUGAGUAAAACAGCCAUGUCCUUUGAGAUGAUCAUGGCAGGACGCUUUUUCUUUGGCAUUAAUUCAGGAGUCAGUCUUGCAGUUUAUCCAAUGUACCUCAUGGAAAUCGCUCCUCGGAAGCUGAAAGGGAUUGUUGGCGUGACCAUUGGUUCCUUCAUGUCUUUGGGGAAGUUCUCUGGUCAACUGCUGGGGAUCAGUGAGUUACUUGGUACAGAGAAGCUGUGGCCCUGGCUGCUUGGUUUCAUUGGUUUCACUGGGUUGUUUCAACUCCUCACCCUGUUCUUCCUGCCAGAAUCUCCCAGCUUCCUGUUGUUGGACAGAGGAGACCAACGGGCCUGUGAAAAUGCUUUAAAGCGGCUUUGGGGCAAUGAGGACUACAGCAGAGAGAUCGAGGAGAUGCUGGAGGAGAAAGCUGCCCUGCAGAGUGUCCGCAGCUACUCAGUGUUGGAGCUGAUUCAGAACAAAACGGUCCGCUGGCAGCUGAUCACCGUCUCUCUAACUUUCGCCUCAGUGCAGCUCUGUGGCAUCAAUGCUGUGUACUUUUAUUCUUUUGAUGUGUUUCGUGCGGCGGGAAUCCCAGAACUAAAGUUGCGAUAUGCUGCCUUGGGGACAGGGCUCUGUGAAUUUUCCACUGCUGUAUCCUGUUUCAUGAUUAUUAACAGAACAGGAAAAACGGUCCUGCUCUUCAGAAGCUACGCAGGAAUGUCUGUGACACUAGUUUUCCUCACCAUCACUUUGUACCUGCAAAGUCAGGUCUCCUGGAUGCCGUACUGCAGCAUGGUCCUCAUUUUCCUCUGUAUAGUCUUUUUUGCCAUUGGUCCAGUUGGAGUUACACCUAGUCUUCCAGGGGAACUCUUUGCUCAGCCUUUCAGAUCAGCUGCGUACACAAUCUCUUGCACCCUCAACUGGUUAGGCCUGUUUGUGGUUGGGAUGGUCUUCCCCAUCCUAGUGGAGGAACUGAACUACUUUUGCUUUCUCAUUUUUCUGUUUUCUUGCUUCAUCUGUGGGCUUUAUCUCAAGUUCAACGUCCCCGAGAUCAAAAAUAAGACACCCCUGGAGAUAGCUGCAGAAUUUGAUAAGAUGCAUUGCAAACCCAAAAGAAAAGACGUCACUGAGAUGAACGGCAAUAGAAUCAUAUCAUACGAAACCAAACUGUGA